Verruconis gallopava is the source of this 1597-nucleotide messenger RNA. RefSeq lists its product as hypothetical. The record is from RefSeq and is a predicted model, not a curated record. Bases 676 to 1560 code for a protein of 294 amino acids. The transcript is spliced from 2 exons. NCBI's taxonomy places the organism in Eukaryota, Fungi, Ascomycota, Dothideomycetes, Venturiales, Sympoventuriaceae.
GAAGAACGCACACGGCAACGAUUCAUUGGAUGGUUACCGCCACCACCAGUCUUACGUUUGCCGUGAGGUGCUGUGCAGCCCAGCGAAGUGCCAGUGACUAUACGAGGUUGUGCUGAUUCCACGCGAACGACAAGCUGCGGGUUCACUUUUCUUUGCUCCGAGAACGUCGAACUGGAGACGUAGACGAGCCUCAUAUCGCACCAAGGAGUCAUCCUAAACGACCCGACCAAUGAUCAGCAGUACAAACCAUGGCUUCGAAGGCUAGGUGCGCCCUUCGGCCAUUUUCUUUCGGACCAGAAUUGAAUAAAGGAAGCAUGUUCUAGUCUGGCUCGUGGCAGACAUCAAUGGAGGUUGUUAAUGUUCGGAGAUCAAGUUGCUCCGACACGAGGAGUUCUUCAAUGUGCUCAUCAAAAUAUAUAUGGGCCGUAGGUUUCAACAAAGGCUCUUGAGGGAACACACUCAUCUUUGACUAUCUUUGCGUCAGCUCACCAGCCAGAUCCUAAGCACUUAGUCCAUCUGCAUUUGAAUACCCAGCAUUUGCCAUGUCUUCGGUCACCCAGAUCACCAUUGCUGGUUUCACCGGCCGGUAAGCAUUUCGCCUCGCUUCUGACCUUUGAAAGUCAAGUAAAUUAUCCGUCCUGGGGCAUCUGAGUAACGUGUGCGUGACGCUAUAGAAUGGCUCAGCUCAUCACCAAAUACUUUUUGGACAACUAUCCCGCUGUGAAGAUCAACGGCAUCGUUCGCAAUGCUUCAAAGGUUCCUGACAACGUACGGACGUUGUCAAGCAUCGGUGUCUUCGAAGCUGAUGCUACUGACAAAUCCUCUUUAGUAGAAGCGCUCAAGGGCAGCCAAGUCUGCAUAUGCUGCUAUUCUGGCGAGCCUGUACUUAUGACGGACGGACAAAAGCUUCUGGUCGAUUGCUGUAUCGAGGCUGGAGUGUCUCGAUACAUUGCAAGCGACUGGGGCAACGACUUUCGCGCGCUUGCGCUCGGAGAGGUGCCCAUGAAAGAUGCGUCGAAACUUAUAUACAGCUAUUUGCAGGGAAAGAGAGCGGAUGGGAAAGACAUACUUGGAGUGCACAUUCUCACAGGCACCUUUAUGGAAGUGCUGUUUUCGCACAUGUUCGCAGAUGAUGCACAUACAGUGAUCAAGUACUUUGGAACCGGAGACGAGAGAUUCGAUGUGUCUGCGAUGCCAGAUGCUGCCGCAUGGACCGUUGAAGCCGUCAUGGACCCAAAUGCCUCUGGGGUAAUCGAAGUGCGCGGAGACCGCGUCUGCUACAAUGCCAUUGCCAAACAGCUUGAAGAAGUGUAUCAGACCAAGAUUACGCUCCAAAAUUGCGGCACGCUCGACUCGCUCAAGAGUAUGAUUGAUAGAUUGCGCCAAAAGGAUCCUGGUAACGUCAAAGCUUGGGCGCCGCUUCUUUUUGUGCACUAUGUGCUGAGCGGAAAAGGAGACUUGAAGAAUGUAGACAGUACACGCUACCCAAAGGUCGACCCUCUUUCACUGACAGGGUUUCUGAAUCAACACACACUGGCCGAUGUCACCGAGUAUUAUUGAUAGUUUACGUCAUGUACUGCACGAUACAUAGUCUACA